AUGAGCUGUAUUUCCCGGUCAAAGUCACAGGUUGUAGACGGCUCUAGACGUCGACGGAAAAACGCUUUGCUCAAAGAGAGCGGUACGUUGGUCCCACUUUGGAUUCUUCUGUCCCAUCUCCAUUGCCACCUUACAGGAAGUACGCCUAUGGCGUCAUCGGACAGCGGCGUUGAGUCCGCAGCAGAAGUUGACUUGACGGAGAUGAAGGCGACUGACUCUCCGAUGUCUCGCGGAGCGUCGUCGCCUCAUGAUCGCUACGAUCUCUUGCUUUGUGGCGAUUGCCAUGCCCAGUUCCCGAUCGCUCAUUUCAGUACAUUCAUUGAGCACAAGGUGUCGAACUGUGGCGGCAAAUCCACACCAUCUGAGGUCAUCGACGAGCGGCCGAGUCGUCGACGAAACUUCAGCCAAGGCACCACUCGCUGCGUACGCUCAUCGUCAGCUAAUCCACUAAUGAUCGACUACCACAUGCAUAACAUGGACGUCACAACUGACACCGACGACCUCGGUAAGAGCAAUCAUGCUUUUCAGAACGUGACCUGCCACUCAUGCAAGCAGCGACACAGCGACAUAUGGGAUCUGCUGAAGCAUUGCUAUACUGCUCAUGGACUGCGAAUCUGCCAGGAAGACCUACCGGACGAGGGCGACGUUUCCUGUACAUCGAACAGUUCGCCGGUCACAUCAGCUGAGUCGACAAUCAUCUCCAACCGAUCGCGUCACCGCCUGCAUCGACUGCAACCAUCGGCGAAGAGCGCAUUCUCGUUGAAUGCAUUCUGCUCAGAGCGAUUGAAGGAAAUAGCUGAGAAGGCUGGCGAGCAAGAAAACAAAUCUAACGUCUCGCUCGAGAAGAAUCUCAAAAGGUACGCUCCCGCUCAGAUUUCUUUUUUUAGCAGAUCUUGUUUACAGAGCAUGUGGAUGCAGCCGUCGGUGUUGUCGGCAAUGCAGGAUUACUACACACAAAUGUCACAGUAUCCCAACCUUUCCACUCUGAACAGUUUUUUCUUUCUCUUUUUGGAAAGUUUUUCCUGGAUCGGUGUUCAAAUUACCCUUCCUUUCUACGAUUUCCGAUUUUUUCCUUGCAGUGAUGAGCCAUCCGCGUUCACACCGAAUCCAGCGCGACCAGCUUCCGUGGUGCGAAGACGACAAUCCCCGGAAGACUCGGCUCCACCGAAGAAAAAUCCUCGCACUGAAGAUGAAAGCGAACAGUUGAUCGUCGUUGACGAUGGUGAACUCGCCGAACCGGCCGCUCGACGUCAAGUGAACGUGAAGAAGGAGCGCUGUAGCUUUUGCAGCAAGGUGUUCACGAAUCGUUCGAAUCUGAUCGUGCACCUACGUAGCCAUACUGGCGAGAAGCCGUACCAGUGCAAACUGUGCCCAUACGCAUGUGCGCAAAGCUCGAAACUCACGCGACACAUGCGCACGCAUGGUCAGCAGGGCAAAGAAACCUAUCGAUGCUACAUCUGUCAAAUGCCGUUCUCCGUUCACUCAACACUGGAGAAGCACAUGAGAAAGUGUGUGGUGAACAAUAGCCAAUCGACAGCUCGAGACGGUUCUCCAGCAGCAGAUCGACCUCGUCCGACACCAUCGGCUCUAGCAGAUGCAACUUCUUUGCUGGCUCUUUCGAAUCCGCCGCAACCUCCACCAUCUUCUUUUCAGGCGUUAAACGUCUCUCAUGCUCCCGUACCUCAACCAAUGGCUUCAGUUGGAUCCGUUGGUGCCAAGGAGGAGUUCCAGGAAGUUGACGAGGAUAUGGAAGAUUCCGAAGCUUCUGAGCUGAAUGAAAGGCUCAAGAAGGUACGCGUAUCUCCGGUUUCAGUGUUUCAGUGA
Messenger RNA from Haemonchus placei, 1824 nucleotides. The record is from the annotation of a GenBank genome assembly. NCBI's taxonomy places the organism in Eukaryota, Metazoa, Nematoda, Chromadorea, Rhabditida, Trichostrongylidae.